AUGUCGGUCUUUAAUGAUUAUUCCUUCCACCACUCGCGGCCCAUCGAGGCUAGUGAGCUGCCGGAAGGUUAUUUCCAUAUCAUCCCUAGUCGCGUAUCAUCUUCACCUGUUGACAGCGGCGUCAUCGACCGGAUAAAGGAUGACUGGAGCCGAGCUUUAGGCAAGGAGUCGACUGUUCCCAUUCUGGACAAUAAAACCCUCUCUAGUUUCUUACAUGUAUACCCGGAAUGUGCGCCAAUCGAACGGGGUCCUCUGUUUGAAUUCGCUACCAUUGCCGCGUUGUGGAACAGUAAGCACACUUCACGUGGCCUGCACCAAAAAAUUGUUCAUCUUGCCCACCAAAUUCUGACUAGAUCCUAUGGAGGAACCCCGUCUGGAAUUGGAAAUGGAAGCGGGUACGAAAUCAACGAUCUGUAUUAUGACGCACUUACAGGGAUACUUUCGCAGCGUGGGCGUCUUGAACACGAGCAGAGGGAUUUUUUGAAAGAAUUGUCAGCAAUGCUGGAGACUCCGAUGAAACCCUCUCUAGACCGAAUGUCAUUUGAUGCGUACAAAGAGCAGAGAAGUCAAAAUAGUGCUGGAAAGUUCGCUAGUUUGGUUAUUCCUAUCUUUCACCGCUUACAUAUCAGUGAGGAUGAACAGGCCUCAGUGGCAUCACUCAUUAAGCUUGGUAGCUUGAUUACCGGGCUAGCUAGUGAUUAUGAAAGUUUUCAUGUAGACUUUGACAAGCAUGCUACAAGUGACAGCCUUGAGGUUAUAUCCAAUGCCAUGGCUGUCCUGAUGGCCAACUAUGGUUACACGGAAGAAGAAGCGAGCGACAUCCUAAAGAGUGUGAUACUAUUUCUUGAGCGACAGUUUCUUAUUGAUUACGAUGAUUGGAAAGCCUCUCCGGGCUCAAAGGCAACUGACCUGCGAGCCUACAUGGCUCUCUGGGUCACAAGUGUUGGAGGGGCGUGUUAUGCACAGGCCAUCUCACCAAGAUAUCAUGGACUGAAGCUGAAAACAACCGCAGAAGACAGAGCACAGCUUACAGGUCGCAAUAAGAUACACUACAAACUUCAUGGCUAUCCUCCACCAGCUUCAAGUCAGAAAUCUUCCGAUACACCCAGAAAGAAUGUUACGAUUCUCUUAGCGGGUGAUCAAAGGGACAUCCUAGCACCCUUCAAGAAAGCACCGGCAGAGCAGCUCUGCAUGGCUCCGUACGAAUACACGAGAGCAACGCCCGGAAAGAAGAUGAUGUCAAAGUUCAUCGAAUGUCUGCGGACUUGGUUCGAAUUGCCAGACACUUCAGCCACUAUCAUAGAACACGUCACAGAUAUGAUCUUCCAAUCCACUCUCAUGAUCGACGACAUCGAGGAUGACUCAAUGCUCCGCCGCGGGAAACCAGCUGCGCAUCUCGUAUUUGGCAAGUCCCAGACUAUCAACAGCGCAACCUACCUAUACGCGAGAGCGAGCCGGGAUCUGGACCAGCUGCAACAAGAUGCGUGCAAAACAGCCUUUCUCGACGAACUGGAGACGCUAGCCCUCGGACAAGCUCUCGAUCUUCAUUGGAAGUUUCAGAAGAAAUGCCCAACAACCAGCCACUACCUUAAUAUGGUCGAUAAUAAAACCGGCGGGCUCUUCAGAAUGGCAUUACGCGUUAUGGAGAUUGAGUCGAAGACGGAGCCGUGCCCUGAUCUUAUGCAUCUCAUAACACUGAUGGGGAGAUACUACCAAAUCCGAGAUGACUACAUGAAUCUGACGUCAGAUGAGUAUACCGAAACCAAAGGCUACUGUGAAGACCUCUCGGAGGGCAAGCUUUCCUUCCCGCUGAUUCAUGCCUUGCAAAACAGCUCUGUGGCGGACAUGAUACGAGGGUUAUUGUUUCAUCGAGAGAAUGGCAAAGAGCUAUCGUCAGAAAUGAAGAGCUAUAUUGUCGCUGAGAUGAGAAAGGCUGGUAGUCUCGCAUAUGCUCGAGAUAGUGCAAUGCAGCUGUUUGAUGCAAUGAUGGAAACGCUGGAGCGAGUUGAGGCUAACCUCGGUCCGAAUGAAAAGCUGAAGGCUUUAUUGCGUUUGUUGAAGCUGUGA
Molecule: messenger RNA, 2067 nt
Organism: Aspergillus eucalypticola CBS 122712
Lineage: Eukaryota; Fungi; Ascomycota; Eurotiomycetes; Eurotiales; Aspergillaceae
Product: bifunctional terpene synthase/polyprenyl synthetase family protein
Exons: 7
Coding region: 1-2067 (688 amino acids)
Biological process (GO): isoprenoid biosynthetic process
Molecular function (GO): prenyltransferase activity
Source: RefSeq, a predicted model, not a curated record